AUGUCUUUAGUACGUGAUAUUUUAUGGGAAUCUAGUUCUUCUGACGACGAAAAUUAUAAUGAUUUACCUAAUUCUCGAAAGAAAAAAGUGUAUCAACCACGUGUUAAUCGAUUCCUAAAAUGGAAUGAGCAGGAGUUCUUGGAUAGAUUUCGGAUUUCCAAAGGUUUAGCACGAGCCCUGGCUUCUCAUUUAGCACCAUUGCUCCAAACCAGAACCAUGAAAAACUUUGCAGUUACUCCAGAGCAGCAAAUAAUAAUGGCAUUGGAAUUUUACGCAUGUGGUUCUUUUCAACGCUGCAUUGGGGAUGCUGCAGGUGUUCACAAAUCUACUGUUUGUCGAAUAAUUCAUCGAGUGAGCAGAGCUAUAGCCGGACUAAGAACAGACUGGAUUGCAAUGCCUAAAAAUAUUGAGGAAAUGGAAACUGAGGCCAAAAAAUUUUAUGAAAUAUGUGCAUUUCCUAAAGUAAUAGGAACUAUAGACUGCACACAUAUACCAAUCAAAUCGCCAGGUGGUGCAGAUGCAGAAACAUAUAGAAAUAGAAAACAGGUAUUUUCUCUUAAUGUGCAAGUAAUCACAAAUGCUGAGAUGUACAUUACAAAUAUAGUUGCUAGAUGGCCUGGAAGCUGUCACGACAGCCAUAUUUUCAACAGCAGUGUCAUUAAGGGACGCCUAGAAGAUGGAGAAUUUGAUGGUUUUUGGUUACUAGGAGACAAAGGUUAUGCCAAUAAACCAUAUUUGCUAACACCUCUACGUAAUCCUGUUACAGAAGCUGAAAAACUGUACAAUGAAAGUCAUAUUCGUACUAGAAAUAUUGUAGAACGCAGUUUUGGUUGUUGGAAAAAAAGGUUUCCUGCAGUGUCAUGGAAACUCAGAACAAAUACAGCAAGAGCCCAAUGUGCUAUAGUGGCAAUGGCUGUCCUAUAUAAUAUUUGCAAGAAAUUGAGAGACCCGAUGCCAACAUGUUACGACUCUGAUAAUGAAUCAUCAGAUUCUGAUGACAAUGACCUGACCUCUGCAUAUGUUAGCCAGCAUGACGAGCAUAAUAGGAAUAUGCUAAUAAAUACUUAUUUUGAUAGAUUACAUUAAGAUAGACUAUGUUUUAAAUGAAUAAAUAAAAAAACUUCAAAAAUAAAAA
Molecule: messenger RNA, 1135 nt
Organism: Helicoverpa zea (corn earworm)
Lineage: Eukaryota; Metazoa; Arthropoda; Insecta; Lepidoptera; Noctuidae
Product: putative nuclease HARBI1
Exons: 2
Coding region: 1-1086 (361 amino acids)
Source: RefSeq, a predicted model, not a curated record